AUGAGCAACGACACGCCCACGCCCAUCUCCGACGACCAGGUCGUGGCCCUCACAAAGUCCGCCUUCGAGCACUCCCGCCAGGACAUCAGCCACCGCGCCGCCGCAGAGACGCCCCGCGAGCUGCACCAGCAGCAGCAGCAGCAGCCCGGCAUCACCAUCGACCUGGGCCACAAAAACAUUGCCCGCCUGCCCGACGAGGUCAUCGAUGUCAUCCGCGCCGAGAUUGAAAGGCUCGCCCUCUCGCACAACCUGCUCUCGACGCUGCCCUCGCGUCUGGUCGAGUGCAGGCGCCUCCGCUACCUCAAUGUGCGCUACAAUGCCAUGCGCGAGAUCCCCGACGCCAUCCUCGAGAUGACGUCGCUGGAGAUUCUCGACGUGAGCCGCAACAAGAUCCGAUCCAUCCCCACCAAGAUUGCAAACCUGACGUCGCUCAAGGUGCUGGCCAUUGCAAAGAACAAGAUCGAGGAGCUGCCCGUGUGCCUGGGCGAGAUCAACAGCCUGCAGGUCCUCAAGCUCGACGGCAAUCCCCUCGUCUUCCCCCCGCCCGACGUGUGCACCAUCAAAGACAAUGCCCCCUCGCCCGCCAACGAGAACGAGCGAGAUGCCGUCAUAGCCACCCAGGUCAAGCGCUUCAUGCGCCAACACAUAUCCAAAGAACGCCAGCGCGUCGAGCUGGAACGCGUGCGCGUCGAGUCUUCUGGCGACGAGAGCUGGACCGAGAGCAAUCCUGAGACACCUCGCCCGUCCAAGCGAGCCAACGGGGGGCGCUUCCCCGUGCGACCCAGCAUAGGCAACAUUGAAGGCUUCUCCGACGCCAAGCCCGAUUCUCCUGGACUGGCUGCCCCGCCCAUUCCGGUUCGCUCUCACUAUCGUGUGGGGUCCACGACGAGCAAUGGCACCGGCUCUGGCAUUACCGUCACCAAGAGGCCCCCGGUCGCUCCCCUGAUCCUGACAAACGGGAACAGCGAGCGCAACCGCAGCCAGAGCGAAGGCUCAGGGCCCUCGUCGCAGCGCCAGAAGCGCAUGGGCAUCUACACCAACAAGACAUCCGACUUGGCAUCGGUGAACGAGUUGCGCCAAAGCAGCCAUUUCCGGGGCUUUAGUCAGGGCAUCUUGGUCCCUGCCAAUUCCGCUGCCAAUGGCUUCUCUGGACCGCCCAAUACGGGUGCUUACGACGACACUGGCACCGUCAGCUAUCUCUCAAAUCGUCCGCUGUCCGACGUCCGUGAACACCAUCGUGGAUCGCGUGCGCCCGAUAUCGUCGUGGAAGCUGCAAAAAACUUUCUCUACGCCAUCUCCCAACUGCAUGACUGUGUAUCGCACAUGGUGCGUUCCAUCAAGUUGACGGCCAAGACCAAGGAGGGUCUACGUCGCAAAGAAGACUUCUACCGCAGGUACUCUACCACGUACCUCAACAUUCGAGCACUGAACGAAGUCUUGCACAAAUUCGAUCGGCUAGUCGAAGCAGACGAGGAAGAAGCGCAGAAACUGUCUCGAAGCGUGUACAUGUAUGCACUAAGAUGUCUCGACUCCUUCAUGUCCAUCACUCUCUCAGUCGCCGAGAACCGCAUCGAGAUUACCCAAAAUGCGAAUGCACACAUCAUGCGAACCUUCCUGCUUCUUCAGCAAGGCAGCCUAAUCGAGAUGAGGAAUGCUUGCUCGAUACUAGGUGCACAGUUCAGAGAUACUUCUGCCGCAGCAGUCAAGCCCACCGGGGGUGACAACCUCGCGACAGUCCGUGCGCGACCGUCGAGGCCUCGUCGCUUCCCAGUAUCCCCGCCGCAGCUGCGGACCGGAUAUCAGAUGCCUCCGCCCGUCAUUCUACACAGCAAUGACAACAGUCGAUCAAACACCCUGACGAGCCUCAGCGCCGCAACGCCCCGCUCCGGAGGAUCCUUCUCGACCACGGCACCUGGCAUGACGCGAUCCAACACGCUUACCAGCAGCUUUGAUGAGACGGACGAAGACGCUCAGUUUGAUAGAAUCUACACCAAACUCCGCAACGCAUCUGAUAGCUGCAGAAACUCGAUAGCUCACAUCACGCGCAUGAUGCGAGAGCAAUUUGAUAGUCUGCGACGUGACCUCGACUCUGAAGACCCCAGAGUAAAGGCAUUGGCAAAUCUCAUUGAUAAGGCCAAUGAGGUUCAGCAGAUGGCGAACCCUCUGGCCAGCCGCCUGUCACAGAUGCAGCUCAAAGACAAUUAUACUAGAGACCAGCCCGAUUUCUGGCAGCAAUGCAUGGGCUUCAUCAAGGCCUGGCAAGAGCUUGCCGCAGCGUAUACCCAACAAGGCAGAGAGCAUAAGCUGCUCACUGGUGAGGUUAAGCAACUCAUGCGACCGUUGCAUAAGAUGGUCAAAGAAGCUAGUCUGGCUAUCAAUGACAGUCCAUGGUCGCAUCUUACAAGCAACAAUCUUGGCUUGAUGGGACCGCCGAGCCUCUCCUCAUUCACAUCACGGACACAACCACCCAAGUUUUUAAACAAGCCGAAUGGAACCAUGUCGUCGAGUGGGGGAGGGUCUUUCCCAGGCCCGAUUAAUACAUCAAUCCCUGCAAUGGCCUCAGUCUUUUCUGCACAGCCCUAUUCUACGGCGAGUUUUGGGUCACAAGGGUCGGGUGGAUACAGCACGCCAGUACCUGCAACGCCGUUGAGCGCCGCAUUAGGUGCCGCCGCUCAGGCAACUAUUCCGAAUACACCCAGGAUGCCCUCGCAAGGUUCCAACACACUCAAUGUCUUUGAACGGGCUGACCGGCUAUUGAGUCAGACAAGCCGGCGCGUAUGA
Exserohilum turcica Et28A is the source of this 2781-nucleotide messenger RNA. RefSeq lists its product as uncharacterized. The transcript has 4 exons. Gene Ontology annotation, molecular function: protein binding. NCBI's taxonomy places the organism in Eukaryota, Fungi, Ascomycota, Dothideomycetes, Pleosporales, Pleosporaceae. Bases 1 to 2781 code for a protein of 926 amino acids. The record is from RefSeq and is a predicted model, not a curated record.